Molecule: messenger RNA, 3568 nt
Organism: Gekko japonicus
Lineage: Eukaryota; Metazoa; Chordata; Lepidosauria; Squamata; Gekkonidae
Exons: 2
Coding region: 152-2107 (651 amino acids)
Source: RefSeq, a predicted model, not a curated record
UAACUGGCAGGUUGUUUGGUUGUCUCCAGGCUAGGAUACAGACUCCAGGAUUUGGGAAUCACGGCGCUCUGGUGGAAGAGACCAGACACAAAAGCAGGACGAAUGAAAAAAGAAGGGGAAACCCGCAUAGGCAGGAUACCCGGUGCUAAAGAUGUCCAUCAUCCUCUCGGGUCUUAUCCACCUCUUCCGCCCCCUGCUGUCCUCUCUCUCUGGAGCACUCGACUGCGAGGGUCUGGGCCCAUGGUACUUCCUGCUGGGCCUCCGCAUCGUGGCCAUCUUCUUCUCCAAUGGGCCCUGGGACAAGGCCAAGGAGGACCUGACCUGCAACUGGGUCCAGCCCGUGCCAGAGAAGUCCGUGGCGUUCUGCACGGCCCUGUGCCACAACCAACACUUUGCGACGUCCGUUUCGGCCACAUGGGGGCUGGUGUUCCUCUUGAACCUCCUUUACGUGGGGCUAAUGAGGCUCAGCAGCCCCGAGGAAAAAAAAGAAAACGAAAAAGAGGACGACAAGGACAAGGACAAGGGGAGGGGCUUAUCUGUCGUCGCCACUGCGUCCCACAGUGGCGCUCCUGACAUAUCUACGGUCUAUACGGUUGGGCGCCAUGGUCUCCCUGCAAAUAAUGGCUAUGAUGAGGGUGAUGAUGAUGAUGGUUAUGGUGAUGGUUAUGAUGAUGAAUACCACGACUUUCCCAACCAUCCCUAUCAUCACCACCAUCCCUACCGGGCACGUUGGCAUAGGCCUGAUAUGGGUCCCAUGGGUGAGGGAUAUGGAUCCAUCGUACCCUUUGGUCCAUACAGAACUGGUGGAUACGGCAUGCCCGGUGGUGGAGUGUACGGCAUGCCUGGUGAAGGAGGAUACAGCGCGCCUUCCGAUGGAGGGUAUAGCGUACCUUCCGAUGGAGGAUACAGCAUGCCUUCCGAAGGAGGGUACAGCAUCCUUGCCGAAGUAGGACACGUUGUACCUGGUGAAGGAGGUCAUGUCAUGCCUGAUGAUGAAGGACGUAGUGUGCCUGCCAAUGAAGGGCCCGGUGUCUCUGCAAGUGGGGGAUAUAACGUCCCUGCUGAUGGAGGAUACGGUAUGCCCAUUCACCCUGGGCACAAUGGCAAAACCAAAAUGCCUGCCCACAGCUAUAACACAGCUCAGAGCAACAUGGGUGUAGGCCCCGUGGACUGCAGGCAAACCAAGAUGGCCGCUCAUCAGCACAACGCACCUCCCCUUCAGGGCCGCAUCAAGCAAACAAGAGCUGCAUUCCAUUGCGAUGAAACAGGGCAGUACAAAGUGCCCACCAAGUGUGUUCCUGUUUCCUCACCCUACAGAAGGAAAUACAAGAUGGCAACCAAAUGCAGGCCUGUAAUCGAGAGCAACCUGGAUAGCAAAGAAAACGUGGCCCUCAAACGCAGGCAGGUUCACAGGAAUAACAUGCCCAACAAAAGCCAGGUGGGCUUUAGAAACCCGGCACCUGUCCAACAACAGCUAGCUCAAGAUACCAAGAUGGCUGCUCAGAGCAGGCCCAGUGGUGGACAGAGAAUGGCACCUGGACCAGGCGUAUCUACCGGACCACCAUUCUGCUGCCACAACGAUGCGGGCUGCCCAUGUCCCGAAAACAACUCAUGUUGUUCAGCUACCCAGGGUGAGCCCCUGCGCCAACCGUCUUCCGGUAACUCUGGUCCUGGGUCACAGGAGAAAGCCAAGAGGGCCAUCACUAACCUUUGCGGCAUACCCUUCUUUGACAUAUGGGUUGGGUUCCUCCUAGCCACCGAGAUCGCUUUCCUCUGUGUUAUAAUUGUCCUCCAGAUGCCUAGUCUCCUGACUCGGUUGUGGGUCUGUAACCCAAGAGCUGCUACCUGCCCACCAUCCGUCGAAUGUGUUGUGAGAGGGAGAGCAGAAAAACGGGUUGCCCUUUGGGGCCUGGUUCUCACUUGCUGUCUUUUCAUAGUGGCUUGCAGCGGCUACUUUUACCUCAGAACAUGCUGGAACAAAGGGUGCCGUAAAUGUUGUGAUGAGGAAGUCCGGGAGAACCGAGGAGAAGCAAAUACUGAGCCAGGAGGACGGGUGCCGAGGGGGGAUGUAGAAGGUGGCGGUAGGCAGACUGGGGGAGGACAGUGAGAUGGAUGAGGGCAGAAAAAAGGAACAGAAGACGCUUAGUUCUCACUGAGGGGCAAACUUGCGUGUGGGCCGUACCUCUUCAGAUUUAGUGGGGUGGCCACAGUCUGAAGUGGUACAGUCAAGACGCACCUUUACCACCUCACUGACAACUAGCAGAUCCAAGACAGCGGGGUGAGGGGGCACCUGAGAUGAAGAAAGGGGAUCCAGGAAACUGGAAGCCAGUGAGUUGUGGGGUUCUCUUCAGCAGCAGUUGGAAGGCAAUGUUUAUUUAUUUAUUUAUUAAAACAUUUACAUCCUGCCACUCCUCAUGGUUUAAGGUGGCUUACAACAAUAGUUACAGAUGUAUUCAGGUUAAAGACACACUGAGCCUCUUUAUCUUUGCAAAACUAAUAUGAGUCCUUUAUUGUAAGCAACUCCAUUCUAGACAUGAUAGAGUAGGGAUAGGUUUCUAAUCUAGUCUAACUAGCUAGGAUGGAUAGAGAUGCAGGAAGCACGUCCUGCCCUCAUGCUGCCAAGAUGGAGAAGAUUAGCAUAGUGGGGAGAGAAGGUUUCAAGACCGGAAGAAAGGAAGUCUCCUUAAGAGUAAUCUACACAUCAAAGGGGUAGCAUCAGAGAGUAGUAGAAGGGAAGGAUGAUUAGUGUCGUAGCCUAUCUAUCUCUCUGACUCUGUUAUAGUCCCCCUCUGAAGUGUGAGGCUAAGCGACAGCACAGAGUCCUUCACUUCCAACAGUGGAAUAGCCAACAGAUGGCAGCCAUAGUUAAUGGCACAGGGACAUAUGGAAGGGGAUGGUCCUUCAAAUAUGAGAUACAUGGUGAAAACUGAUCCCCCCAGCUCUAUGUCAUAUUACUCUUGAAUUCUGUCUCGGUCUGUCACAAGGACUUUCAGUCAGACAUGCCUUGCAAGCUCUGUGCUGGGAAUUCAGACAUGGGGGUCCAAUUCCAAUUGUGACCACGGGUGCCCGGGAUGCCGUUUCCCUUACCUGAAACUUCCCCAGGGAGCGUGUAUUUGGGAAACCUGCGUGCUACUAUCAGUAUCUGUAAGCUGAACCCAGAGGCAAGGCGACUGUUCUGUAUUUCUUUGGAGGAUUCACUCAGGGGCUGUGCGUGCUGGCCAAGCAAACUUCAGUCUACGCCCAGGAAGCCCAGACUCUGCACUCAAUAAAUCAUGUUACGCAAAUGCAGAUCUAUUUCCUGAUUUGCAUAGUGCAUUUGAAUACCUUGAAUAUAGGCCUUCAGACAGAUGGAGGAGUUUUGGAGAGGACUGAGGUGGCAGGGCAAGGGAGGGAGGGAGGGAGGAAGGAGAGAAGAUAAGAGCGUGGAGUCUGGAAUUUGUGAGCCAAUAGUUUUAAAGCAGGAGGGGAAUAGCAGAAGGACCCUGUGUGUGUACCUGCAAGCCUUUAGAGUUCAUUCACUGACCACUAGAAGCCCUACUCUGGCCCCUGCCACAUGGGAGAAAAAAGA